AUGGUAAGCGAACAAGAGGACAAUGUGUUUGUUGAGGUUGCCCUUACGUUGCCUAAAGGGGGACCGAUAAUAAAAGUGACAGCCCUCGUGGAUUCCGGCUGUUCCCGCACCCUGAUAAGCGAAAAAGUCGCCCGCCAACUGCGGGUGAAAAGGGUACAGUUGCCCGAACCCAUACAUUUCUCCCAGAUGGACUGUAGCGACCUUAGAGGAGGCCCUGUCACUCACCGCACGACCGCGGUAGUGAUGGGCAUGGGGGAACAUUUGGAACGGCUCCAUUUUACCAUUGCCCCUAUCAACACGCCCGUGAUUUUGGGUACGAACUGGCUGCUGGGACAUAACCCCUCCAUAGAUUGGGUAGAACGAACUCUCACGUUCCCUGAGACCCUGUGUGAGCAUCACGACAAGGACCGGGUGCUCAAAACCCGGGCGGCUGCCUUAGUUGAGGCACGGCCAACGGGAACUGUCAACCCACAGCUCCCUAAGGAGUAUGCUCAGUUUUCUGAUGUGUUCGAUGUACGAGAGUGUGACGAAUUGCCUCCUCACCGGGAGACCGAUUGCGCCAUAGAAGUGGCGUUUGAGACGCUCAAGCGAUUAUUUACUUCUGAACCUGUGCUCUCCCACCCCAACUGUUUCAGUCCUUUCCAAGUGGUUUAUGGGAAGGAGUUUGGGCCCUUUGGGUCUACUACCGUUACCCCGGAAAUGGAGGGUGUGCAGGGGGCCCAGGAAUGGCCGGCACCCCUCGGCGAAAGAGGGGAUGCUGACACUGGCGCUUGCUGGCUCCCCGCCGAAAAAGUAACUGCUGCCGAGAAAUCGGUGGCGAGAGUUUCGGCAGCAAUAGCUUUCAUCGUAGGCUGGCUAUUCCAAACACAACAAGAGGAGCCCCCGGUCUGUGAGAGCCAGCACCAGGAUUUAUGCUUGGAGAAGGGAAGCCAAGAUAGCCACAGCCUGGUCUUUGCUGAUCUAACUGUGGGGGAGAUGAUGCAGGUAAAGAGGUACUUGUGGAACAACCUGGGGGUGCCGUUAGUGGAGCCCCCUCAAGCCAAGCCAUCAGACAACUGCAUUUAUUCCAUCAACCUUCAGCUUCCCCCCAAAGCAGAGGUGCUAGAAUUCCUAGAUCACCAGGGGAGAAAAUCUACACGGCAAGCUCUGGCGGUGGUCCACUUUGGAAACCAAGAGGACCCAAAUGUCACCGAAUAUGUAGUGGGUCCUCUUCCAAAGCCAACAUACCACCAAGAUAUCACAGUGCAGAAGUAUGGAAGGAAGCUGUCAUAUUACCAAAGAUUUCUUUUGGGAAGUGACCUAGAAGACAUCAAUAUCCUCAUGAGCAAGGAUUAUUCUAAAGCUCCAAACUUUAUGCACAGGGUGUUUGAGUAUAAUGGAAGCAGCUUUGUGAGGUACCCUGCUCUGCCACCAGGGUUUAAAUCAGGAGACAGGAAAAUCUGGAUGUAUCAUUUCCAGAAUGUUUCUGGUUCUUAUGUGCAUCCGGUUGGACUGGAGCUGCAAGUGGAUGUUAGCAGCUUGGAUGCUUCUGAGUGGAAAGUGCUGAACGUGUUCUAUAAUGGGCAGUACUUUGAGGACAUGGAAGACCUUGAAAGACAAUUCAACGAGGGGAGAGUUCAAGUGGCCAAAGUAAAGAAGGCGCCUCUUGAGGGGGGUUACUCAUCCUUGAAACCAAGGGUCCCACCCGAGUGGCCAGGCCCUUUGCAAUAUGAACCUCGUGGUCCACGCUACUGCAUCAGGGACAACCAAGUCACCUUCAUGUCUUGGAGCUUUGCCUUUGGAAUGGAAGUAAACAGAGGGCCACGUAUCUUCGACGUUAGGUUUGAGGGUGAGAGGAUAGUAUACGAGUUAAGCCCGCAAGAUGCCUCUUCCCUCUACGGGUCCAAUAGUCCAGGGACAAUGAUUACCAGUUACAUGGACCUAAGUUUUGCCAUUGGGAAAGAUGCCAUCACCCUCACCCAGGGCGUUGAUUGUCCUUACUUAGCUACCUAUUUGGAUGGGCACUAUUUCCUUGACUCUUCGUCGCCUGUCACCCGCAAAAACUCUAUCUGCAUCUUUGAACAAAAUGCUGAGAUUCCAAUACGGCGCCAUUAUGACCACUCAGGCCCUGCAUUUUACGGAGGGCUGGUUGAUUCAGUUCUGGUCUUCAGGUGCAUCUCUGCAAUGGUUAACUAUGACUAUGUCUGGGAUUUUGUGUUUCAUCAGAAUGGAGCUGUUGGCAUCAAGGUGCAUGCCAGUGGGUAUAUUUUGUCUUCUUUCUUCUUCGGCGAUGCCACAGAUUUUGGGAACAGGGUUCAGGAGCUGACACUGGGACCAAUGCAUACUCACAGUAUUCAUUACAAAGUGGAUUUGGACGUUGGUGGUGUGAACAAUUAUCUGAUAACCAAUGACAUGGCCUUUACGAAAGUGAGGGCCCCCUGGGACCAACAGCAGGAGAUCCACCAGAUGAGGCUGCGAAGAGAAGUCCUGGACACGGAGGACGAGGCUGCCUUCCGCCUUCACGAUGACUUUCCCAGACACAUCUAUUUUGCAGCAAAUAGCACAAAUACGUGGGGGCACGAGCGUGGCUAUCGGAUUCAGAUCUACAGCUUCUCUGGGGACCACCUGCCAGAGUCGGAUCCUAUGGAGCGAGCCAUCAGCUGGGGCCGGUACAAACUGGCUGUCACCAAGCGGAAGGAGGAAGAGCCAUUCAGCACCAGUGUCUAUAACCAGAAUGACCCCUGGACCCCUUCUGUUGCCUUUGAUGACUUCAUAAACAAUGAGACCAUUACCAAUGAGGACCUGGUUGCCUGGAUCACUGUCGGCUUCCUGCACAUUCCACAUGCUGAGGACAUCCCCAACACAGUGACCCUUGGGAAUGUGGUUGGGUUCAUGCUGAGACCCUACAACUAUUUUGAUGAUGAUCCCUCCAUGUAUUCUCCUGAUGGUGUUUUCUUCACCAGUGAGCAGGAUCCCACUUCCUGUGAUGUCAACCACAUUGCGUGCCUGCCCAAAGCAGCUGCCUGCGUGCCAAACCUCCCUCCUUUCAGCUACAAGGGCUUCCAAAAUCUGACAAGGCUGUGAAUCCUUCUGGACU
Euleptes europaea (tarantolino) is the source of this 3076-nucleotide messenger RNA. RefSeq names its product membrane primary amine oxidase-like. NCBI's taxonomy places the organism in Eukaryota, Metazoa, Chordata, Lepidosauria, Squamata, Sphaerodactylidae. Gene Ontology annotation, biological process: amine metabolic process. Gene Ontology annotation, cellular component: plasma membrane. The transcript has 8 exons. Gene Ontology annotation, molecular function: copper ion binding; quinone binding; primary methylamine oxidase activity. The record is from RefSeq and is a predicted model, not a curated record. The coding region runs from base 1 to 3063 and encodes 1020 amino acids.